UAUACUCAAUGGCCAUGUACAGCUGAAGACGGGUCUCCAAACUCAAGAACGGCACCUUUUCCUCUUCACGGACCUUCUGGUUGUUGCCAAAUCCAAUGACCAACAAUUAACAGUGCACAGUUCAAGGACUACUUUUCCACUGAAUAAAAUCUCUACCAGCAAGCACUGUGAUGGCUUUUGAUGCGGCCCGGAGGAUAUGCGGUCUCUUUAGAAUGACUGAGUUUAGAUCAGAGCUGGAGUCUACUAGUAAUCCAUUUAGCAGGUGAGAGACACUUCACAGUAACAAUUUCAGUCCUUUCCAGAGCUAAAAAAUUGACUUGAAGUGAAAUAACUCUGACAGGCCACAGAAGAUCCCAUUUUAGCUACUUGCGCUACUGCCAAAGUAGAAUAUCAAAGCAACUUUGAACACAAUGACGGGAGGAUUUAGCCAUGUUGAUUCACUACCUGUCUGCUGUACCUCCCUUGCUGACUGUUGGUGUGUCCUGCCUUAUGAAAGGAGAAUGUUAGAUCAGUAGAAAAUAUUGUCGCAAUCCCAUUUCAAACUAAAGAGCCAAGCGCGUCUCUGUGAGAUGUGGACAGCGUCUUGUAUGGAAGAGGUCUGCGAGGGCAGCACCAACCCAGAAAAGUCAUUUGUGCUAGGCUGGCCCACCACCAAUUGUGUUGUGAAUUUCAGUUCUCCAGAGCAGAAGGAGAAGUGGCUCUCUUCCCUCCAAAGUCGAAUCAAAGAAGAGAAAGAAAAAGACUACCCCAAGAGCAUCCCUCUGAAGAUCAUUGCAAAGGAUGUUGGAAUUUGUGCAUAUUCAAAAACAUUAACUGUAACCAAUGCUGAUACAGCAAAUGAUGUGAUUCUCAUGGCCCUGCAGCAGCUGGGAAUUAAUGGCUCUGAAAAAGACUACCAGUUGUGGGUGAAUUCAGGAAAAGAAGAUGCUCCUUACCCGCUCAUAGGACAUGAAUAUCCCUUUGGAAUUAAAAUGAGCCACAUUAGACAUGCUAUGUCUCAGACACAAGGAUCAAAGGACUGUGCCUCCCCACUGGACCUUCAGGGGUCCUUAUUAAUGGAACAGCUGCCCCGAGACCUGCAGUGCCAGUUUAUACUCAAGCCAAGUCGUCUGGCUCUGUGCCAGCAACUAAAUGAGCUCAGCCAAAAGCCAUUUAAGAGGAAAAGGUCAAUUAUAAACUGGGCCUUUUGGCGUGGUCCAGGCACUCAGAUGGACAAUACACCAGUGUCUCCAACAUCCCUGAUUCCUGGGAAACUCUUCGGCCUCUCCUUGUCAGCCAUAUGUGAGAAUGACAACCUGCCCAAACCUGUCUUGGACAUGCUUACCCUUCUUUAUCAAGAAGGGCCUUUUACCAGAGGCAUUUUCAGACGGUCAGCCAAUGCAAAAUCUUGCAGAGAUCUCAAGGAGAAGCUUAAUUCAGGAGCUGAAGUGCACUUAGCCUGUGAAUCCAUAUUUGUGACUGCAUCAGUGUUUAAGGAUUUCCUUCGGAGCAUCCCAGGCAGCAUUUUUUUAUCCCAGCUCUGUGAUAAGUGGAUUUCUGUGAUGGAUCAAGGGAAUGAGGAAGAGAAGAUCAAGGGCGUCCAAAGGCUAAUGGAGCAGCUUCCCAGAGCGAAUGUGGUUCUCCUGCGCUACCUUUUUGGCGUAUUGCACAAUAUAGAAAAGCAAUCGGAAGACAACCAGAUGACUGCAUUUAAUCUAGCCGUGUGCAUUGCCCCUAGCCUGCUUUGGCCGCCUACUCCCUCUAGCCCUGAAACAGAAAGUGAAUUCACAAAAAAGAUUUCCAUUCUGGUGCAGUUUCUAAUUGAAAAUUGCUGCAGGAUUUUUGGAGAGGAAGUGACCUCCCUCUUUGGGGACAUGCUGAUAAGAUGCGACAACAGGGAAGAUGGCUCAGAUCUCUCUUCCUUUCAUCUGAAUGAUUCUUCAUAUGACAGUUUGGAAAAUGAGCUGAAUGAUGAUGCUGACUCUUCAUUUAGUGACUUGAUCAAAAAAGGAGGUCAGGAUAACAGGAGCAGGGACUCUGUCUUGACUCUAAGUGAUUGUGACUUGGACCAGCCAGAAAUUGAAGAGGUUCAAAUUAAGCUUCCACCCAAGUCAAAGCCUGUAAGAAUUUCUGCUGGUUUACACCACAAAUCUUCAUCGAAGGAUCGCUCUGAAAAUGAGCCUCUUUGUUCUGAUACGCUGGGCUAUUCUUCAGCUGCCCCAGAUGCUCUUAAAAACUCAAGAAGGCACAGACGCUGCUCAGAGCCAUCCAUUGGACUUCCCACCUCUAAGUUAACCCAUCUCAGUGAGUGUCAGGAUAACACAGUGCGUAAAGCCAGCUGUGAUGCUGUCUUAUCUCAUGUAGAUGAAGACUAUCUCAAGCAGCUUCGUUCAUUGCAGAUGGAAGGGCAAAAGCUUAUUAAUCAGAGUUUGGUAAUGGGAAUUGAUGUUGGCCGGAGUAGCACGCGAAACCAAACGGGUGAAAAGAAAGACUUAGCCAAUCACCUCCUGCCACCAACCCCACUGAGAUUAAACAUUUGCUCAAGAACUAGCUGUUCUAGUUUAUCUUCUCCUGGAACAUCUCCCUCUGGGUCCUCAAUGAGCUCUUUGGACAGCGCUUUCUCCCAGUUUUCAGACUAUUCAGUUUUUACCCCAACCGAGACCUCCUCUCCUUUGGACUGUGGAUUUCAGUUUCAAAAGAAACCUGGAGACCUAUCUCCUGAAUGCAACCCUUUCUGUGGUAUACACCAAGGUGCUGGAGUCAGCUCUUUUUCUAGCCAGGCCAGCAACAGCAGCUCAGUUUGUGUUAAAAAAGGAAGUCUUGAGUGGCCUCCUCAAAAGAGUCCCGUUACUCUGCAUCCCAGCACUUGGUUAAAAAAUGGGGCUUCCACAGUGAAAAACUGGACUCUCCGAAAAAAGGACAAAGCAUCUAAGCAAGAAGAAAAGAAGAAGACAAUUAUCAAAAUCACUUUGGAACCACAUGUGGACCCUUCAGAUCCAUUAGAAGAUAAUCUAUGUCAAGAACAAUGGCAGGUACUGAAAGCACAUGUAUCAAUGGAAAAAAAUACUGCCACAGAAACCGUACAGGAUGACAAUCCUUCCUCCACUCCUGGAAGUGGGCAGCCAUCCAGUGCUCCAUUUUGCCCCACAGAGGUAAAAGACAAGAAACUUAAAGCCUUGGAGCUGCUAGCUGAACAAAGUAAGGAGGAGGAAGAAGCAGAGAAAGAAAACUCUCAGCUUUUGUCACAUAAAAGACAGCCAUCCAACCCAGUCAUCAGGUGCCCAAAUCCAAGUGCUGAAGAUGCUCCUGAAUCGGGUGCUGGACAUGAACUUUUCAUCAAGGACAGUUUAAGUAAGACUGCAAUGUCCAUGGAGGUAGAUGGCCAACAAAUAAACUCUGAGAGCAAUAAAGCUUUGCUAAGCACUGAAUCGAAAUCUAUUGAGGAUGAGUCUGAAAGGGGUUUCUGUUUGUCUCUAAAAGCCACAAGGGCAGUUGAUGGAUGUUUGUUUAAACCAGAUGUUGAUAAAUCUCAUCAGAAAGUAGAGGCAGGGACUGACACCAUGAUCCAAAUUAACAAGGAAAGGCUAAAAAGGCAUUGCAGUGAUCCCAAGUUUGAAGAGAUUGACCAAAGGAUUUUUGCAGAAGAAUCUUAUGUUUAAAAUCACUACCAUAAACACAACUGCCUUUGGAAUUACUCUCUGAUCAGCCUAGGUUUCAUAUUCCAAGAGGAUAAAUUUCACUGGGGAGUUAUAGGAUUCAUAUUGUCAUCAUGAACAUUAAGAGAGUCACUUCCCCACAUAAUUUUUAAUUAAAAAUUGCUGUCCUAGAAUCCGGAAGCGCUUGGUUCCAAAACAGUGACAAGUGAAGUAGAGUGUUUUGUCAAGAGGGGAAACUCUAUAUCCUUCCUGUAUUAAGCGUUGUGGAUAUAAGUCUGUGUCCUCUGUGGUUUUGAUGUAGUAGGUGAGGCCACCAUAGAUGCCAUACCUGUGGUAUUAAUACUACUGUUUUUAAACUAUGAUGGUUAUUACUUUCAUUGUCCUCCAAGAAAGAAAUGUAGUACUUUUUUAUUGGUUUACAAGGUAGCUCAUUAGUUCCCAGCACCUCUUUCUCUUAGCAUAUGAAAAAAACAACAUAUGCUCAAAAAGAAGGAAAGCUAAAUACUGAAGCUUAUAUAAGUCCCAAACUCUCUGUAUUUCAUUUAUUGUGCUCCAUUGGGUGUUCUGUUCAUGUUUAAGUUGUGAAUAGUUUAUUAAUUUUGCUGUAAAAUGGCAUUAUAUAUUAUUGCAAGCAGAACCUAUGUAAUUUUAUUAUGCGCUAUCUAAAUCAUCUUAUAAUAUAUUAAAAGUAAUGCAUUAUCUAAAAUGCUUUGAGUUUGUAUAAUAUAUCUUGAUAAAUUUUGCUAUUAUAUAUGUUCUGAAAUAAAUGUGUAUUUUUGUACUUGCAGAAAUUGCUGCUAACUUUACAAGUUUUGUUUUUGUUGUUACGGCACUGGUAUUGACGUGUAUGCAUUCAAUGCUGUAUACUAAAUAAAAUUCAUUCCAUCAUUAAGUUAACAAAAAUGAGGUUUCAAGUAACUCUUCAGUUUGUUAAUUUUGAACUUGUGUAUAUUUACCAUUGAUGGGUUGUGAAGUUUAAUGACACCUCUUAAAAUUAUAACUUUUCUUUCUCUAGGUUGUGAUG
Alligator sinensis (Chinese alligator) is the source of this 4659-nucleotide messenger RNA. It is a transcript of the gene ARHGAP20, whose product is annotated as Rho GTPase activating protein 20. The transcript is spliced from 15 exons. Gene Ontology annotation, biological process: signal transduction; regulation of Rho protein signal transduction. Bases 570 to 3638 code for a protein of 1022 amino acids. Gene Ontology annotation, molecular function: GTPase activator activity. Lineage: Eukaryota; Metazoa; Chordata; Crocodylia; Alligatoridae. The record is from RefSeq and is a predicted model, not a curated record.